Molecule: messenger RNA, 2110 nt
Organism: Fusarium odoratissimum NRRL 54006
Lineage: Eukaryota; Fungi; Ascomycota; Sordariomycetes; Hypocreales; Nectriaceae
Exons: 5
Coding region: 166-1911 (581 amino acids)
Biological process (GO): amino acid transmembrane transport
Cellular component (GO): membrane
Molecular function (GO): amino acid transmembrane transporter activity
Source: RefSeq, a predicted model, not a curated record
UACUCCCCUGCAACCUGUAACACAAAAAACCGUACGUCUCCGCUCCUCGGAGAUAAAAACCACUCCCAUUCCCUCCCACUUCUCUCCAAGCUCGUCAGGCCUCAUUCCCUCUCCCUCACCCACUUUACAACUCCUUCACAACAGCUUCGUUUAAUUCCUUCAACAAUGACCUCUAAGGAGGAGAAGAUCGACGUGGGCAGCGCUACGCCGCCGUCGCCUGUUCAUGACCAUGCGCAGGCGCAUACCAAGGAUACCUUCACUGGUGAUGUCGAGGGCGUUCGCGAUGAUUUCCGUGAGGACGAUUUCAUGACCCGCAAUGGUCUGAACCUCAAGUCUUUCCAGCGCCGCGACUACGGCACUGGCGUCGUCGAGCUCGAUCGCUCCAUGAAGAAGCGCCAUCUCCACAUGAUCGCCAUUGGAGGUUCAAUCGGUGCUGGUUUCUUCGUCGGUUCCGGUGGUGCCCUCACCAAGGGCGGUCCCGGCGCCGUCUUCCUCUGCUUCUCUAUCGCUGGUAUUAUGAUCUUCAACGUCGUCCACGCUCUCGGUGAGCUCGCUGUCAUGUAUCCCGUCUCUGGUGGUUUCUAUACCUACUCUACUCGCUUCAUCGAUCCAUCCUGGGGCUUCGCCAUGGGCUGGAACUACGUCUUUCAAUGGGUCAUCGUCUUGCCGCUAGAAUUAACAGUCGUCUCUUUCACGGUACAAUAUUGGAACAAAGACAUCAACGAAGCUGUCUGGAUCACAGUCUUCUGGAUAUUCAUCAUUGUCAUCAACAUCUUUGGUACCCUGGGCUAUGCCGAAGAAGAGUUCUGGAGUUCCGUCUUCAAGCUCGCUGCCAUUGUCAUCUUCAUGAUUGUCGCCAUCAUUCUUAUCUGUGGUGGCGGUCCCUCCUCUGGCGACUUCGACACAUAUCAGGGUGCCAAGCUCUGGUAUGAUCCCGGCGCGUUCCAGAACGGCUCCCGAGGCUUCUGUGGUGUCUUUGUCACAGCCGCCUUCUCUUUUGCCGGUACUGAGUUGGUCGGCCUCGCUGCUGCUGAGUCUCGCAACCCCGCCAAGGCCCUUCCCGGUGCCAUAAAGCAGGUCUUCUGGCGUAUCACCCUCUUCUACAUCAUCGGUCUCACUCUCGUCGGUAUGCUCGUCAGCUCCACAGAUGAGCGUCUCCUCAACAGCGCCAACCCUUACAAGGACGGUACCUCUCCUUUUGUGCUCGCCGCCAAGGACGCUGGUCUCAAGGGCUACGACAGCUUCAUGAACCUGGUCAUCUGCAUUUCGGUUGUCUCCAUCGGUGUCUCUGCAGUCUAUGGUGGCUCCCGUACGCUGACUGCUCUCGCCGAGCAAGAUUACGCGCCCAAGAUCUUCACAUACAUCGAUCGCUCAGGACGACCUCUCGUCUCUGUAGGCUUCAACCUCAUCUGGGGUGCCCUCGCCUACGUUGUCCUCGCCUCAUCUGGUGGUCUUGUUUUUGACUGGCUCCUUGCUGUCUCCGCCCUCGCCGCUCUCUUCACCUGGGGCUCUAUCUGCUACGCUCACAUCCGUUUCCGCGCUGCUUGGAAGAAACAAGGCCGAAGCCUCGACCAGAUUCCCUUCAAGGCUGCUGGUGGCGUUUGGGGCUCUUGGUUGGGUCUUGCUCUCUGCUUCGCCAUUCUGGGCUGCCAGCUCUUCGUCGCCAUCUGCCCGCCAAACAAGCCAGGCUACGGCAAUGCCGAGGACUUCUUCAUGGCCUGCCUCGCCAUUCCCGUCGUCCUCGUCUUCUGGAUCAUUGGUUACUUCUGGAAGCGUCCUCAGUGGCUCACAGUUGAUAAGAUCGACCUUGACACCGGUCUCCGUGAGCAUGACUGGGACCAAAUCAAUGCUUACCGUGCUACUGUUGCUGGAUGGCCCGCCUGGCGCCGAUUCUUCCACAAGUUCAUGUAAGGGCAUAAAGUCUCGUAUACAUGAAUAUUGGGAACAGAAUGGUCAACUUGUGUAGUUAGUCCCUCUUAUUGAGGAUUCUUAGUUUAUACCCCGUCAAUCUACUGGUUGCUAGCUUUUAUAAUAAGAAUCUUGGGAAGUUUGUUUAUUGUGAAAGUAUUUAAAUCAUUAAUGGUAAGCCACUUACUAAAGAUAUAACAAG